CGCAUUUCUUAUCUUGAGCUUCUCAUUUCCAUCUUGUCAUCUGCAAACCCUUGUUGUACAGGCAGCAUUUGUCCUCCACUUACCGCCGAACUCUACCCCAGCCACGCCUGACCAGCAAAAAUCACAGCAAUGGCCGCCGUUGCCUCUUCCUCUGCUGUCCGCGUGGCUGCCGUGUUUGGCGCCAACACCCAGAAGCUCAAUGCCAAGAGCUUCGCCGGUGCUUCCCUCUCCGUGAAGGCCGCUCCCGCGCGCCUGACCAUGGCUGCGGAGGCCCCCGCCGGCUUCUCUCCCCCGGAGCUGAAGUCCGACACCCCUUCGCCCAUCUUCGGCGGAAGCACUGGCGGCCUUCUCCGCAAGGCUCAGGUCGAGGAGUUCUACGUGAUCACCUGGGAGGCCAAGAAGGAGCAGAUCUUCGAGAUGCCCACCGGUGGCGCUGCCAUCAUGAGGGCCGGCCCCAACCUGCUGAAGCUCGCCAGGAAGGAGCAGUGCCUGGCUCUCGGCACCCAGCUGAGGACAAAGUUCAAGAUUAACUACCAGUUCUACCGCGUGUUCCCCAGCGGCGAGGUCCAGUACCUUCACCCCAAGGAUGGUGUCUACCCCGAGAAGGUUAACGCCGGCCGCGCCAACGCCAACGUGAACCUCCGCUCCAUUGGCAAGAACGUUGAUCCCGCAGCUGUCAAGUUCAGUGGCAAGAGGGCUAUCGACUUGUAGAUGCUCUACAGUGUAAAUAGCCUUCCAAUCAGCCGAUGAUACACAGUUUUGUUCCUUGUUGCAGAUCUCAAAUAUUAACUUAGUUCCUCCCAUUUAUUUUUGUGCAUAAGACCAACGGUAGAAAAACAGUCCCCCCCGUCAGUAAUGACACAUGGUUAUCCCACACUACAACCACGUGGAGCAUGUAAGUCUGGAACCAUGGAUGUCUCCCAUCAUUAGAUCAAUAAUCAAACUGUCAAAUG
This is a messenger RNA of Closterium sp. NIES-67, 953 nucleotides long. NCBI's taxonomy places the organism in Eukaryota, Viridiplantae, Streptophyta, Zygnematophyceae, Desmidiales, Closteriaceae. The record is from the annotation of a GenBank genome assembly.